Sander lucioperca (pikeperch) is the source of this 1023-nucleotide messenger RNA. RefSeq names its product insulin-like growth factor binding protein 7 (gene igfbp7). Gene Ontology annotation, molecular function: insulin-like growth factor binding. Lineage: Eukaryota; Metazoa; Chordata; Actinopteri; Perciformes; Percidae. Bases 110 to 955 code for a protein of 281 amino acids. Gene Ontology annotation, cellular component: extracellular region. The transcript is spliced from 5 exons. Gene Ontology annotation, biological process: regulation of cell growth; regulation of signal transduction. The record is from RefSeq and is a predicted model, not a curated record.
CCUCCCUCCCUUUGUAGAGACCACAGUCAGUGUGUUCACACAGACCCAGUCAGCACAGUUUACUUCAUAGCAGCAGCAGUUUAGCAGCAGUUUGCUUCAGUUCUCCAUCAUGAAGUCUUUGAGCCUGUUUGUGUCUCUGGUUCCUGUUCUGGUUCUGGUUCUUGUCCCGGGUCUCUGGGUCCGGGUCUCUGCGGCUCCUGGUUGCGGCCCGUGUGAGCCGGGUCAGUGCGCGGCUCUCCCGGCGGCUGGCUGCGCUGCGGGAUCUCUUCAGGACUCCUGUGGCUGCUGCUCGGUGUGUGCUGCCGCGGAGGGAGAGCCGUGCGGCGGGCGCCGGGCGGCAGCACGCCGCUGUGGCACCGGGCUGGAGUGCGUCAGAAGCGACGAGGACAAAAAGAAGAAGCUGGGAGUGUGUGUCUGCAAGAGCAACUACGAAGUCUGCGGCAGCGACGCGCUGACGUACAGCAACGGCUGCGCACUGCGUAGCGCCAGCCUGGCAGCCGAGAAACAGGGCAAAGAACCAAUCAGCAUCCAGAACAAAGGCCGCUGCCCCACAGCCCCAGUGAUCGUCUCUCCCCCUGGUGAGGUGUAUAACGUGUCUGGUUCUCAGGUGUAUCUGAGCUGUGAGGCGGUGGGCGUUCCCACUCCGGUCCUCACCUGGAAGAAGGUGCUGGGAGGGAAGAAGAGGGAGGAGCUUCUUCCUGGAGACAAAGAUAACCUGGCCAUCCAGACGAGAGGAGGACCAGAGAAACACGAGGUCACUGGCUGGGUCCUGAUCUCCCCUCUGACGGAGGAAGACGAGGGAUCGUACGAGUGUCACGCUGCUAACGCUAAAGGAGAAGCUUCAGCUGUCGGCGCCAUCCGCCUCGUCCGCUCCAUCCUCGACAUCGUCAAGAAAGGUAACCACGGCAACACAGAUAAACACAGUGACGAAGGAAGACGAGCUGUGAUCAGCUGAUGACGGUCGUCACGGAAACAGCUGAGAGGAUUCUUCUUCUUUGUUUUCAUGGAUUUCUGAAUUUAAAA